Molecule: messenger RNA, 972 nt
Organism: Brassica oleracea var. oleracea
Lineage: Eukaryota; Viridiplantae; Streptophyta; Magnoliopsida; Brassicales; Brassicaceae
Product: MIP18 family protein At1g68310-like
Exons: 5
Coding region: 399-854 (151 amino acids)
Biological process (GO): iron-sulfur cluster assembly
Source: RefSeq, a predicted model, not a curated record
AUAUGCUAAAAUAAUCAUUAAGCAACUCUAAUGGGAUUUGUGGUUAAUAAUGCUCUUAUCCCAUUUGCACUAUUAUUUAACAUCAUGGCUUAAACCUCAUUUUAGGAAACUACUAUAUGGGUCCGAUGGUCGGAUAUUAAAAUUUCCUAAGAAUUUUUGUAAUUUUUCCCCCAUAAUAUAGAAGCCUCAAUCUAUAUAAAAUGCCAAAAAAAAAUUAGAGAUGAAGGCUGAUAUUUUAUUGGGCUUGUUAUUAGUCCGAUUAGGUCAAAACGUCAAAAAGCUCUUGUUGGGUAAUAAACUAAUAAUAUACUAUCUUCUACCAAUUUGUUUGAGCAACAUCGUUUUGUCUGUGAUUGUAACUACUGGUCUUUAGGGUUUCUGUGUUGAAGAGAGAAAAGAUGGACUCUGGAUUAAGUAAUGAGAAUCCAGUUGUCUAUCUGAAGAAACAACGACGUCUUUGUACUGAUCGAAGCAACACCGAUGAGUUCUCAAGAGAACCAAUAAAUCAGCUCGAGAUUUUUGAUCAUAUAACAGAUAUCAAAGAUCCAGAGUAUCCUAUGCAGUCUCUGGAAGAUCUCCGUGUAGUUACAGAAGAAUCAGUUGAAGUUGAUGAUGACAAGAGUUAUGUUAGAAUUACAUUCAGACCAACUGUUCCACAUUGUCACUUGCCAAACUUAAUUGGUGUUUGCAUCUACGCAAAACUUCUAAAAAGCCUUCCUGCUCGAUUCAAGGUUGAUGUAAGAGUAGCACCAGGGAGUCAUGCAACAGAGGCUUCAGUCAAUAAACGAUUGGGAGAUAAAGAGCGUAUAGCGGCAGCACUUGAGAAUCCUGACUUUAUGAGUCUGUUCAACUAAUGCUUACAAGUUUGUGUAAUUUUGGAUCCGCAUAGGACUCUGUCUGUACGUUCUUGAUUCUUAAUUUGCUAAUAUUUUCAGAACUAGAGAGCCUCUUGUAAUCUUUUCUCUGUUUAUA